UACGUCUCAAAUGAAAAAAACGUGACCGCAUGGAGCUGAGAAAAGCCGGCUUGGAGCGCCUUUAACGCUUUUUUAUGAGAUUAGUAGCCCUCGAAAAUGCAUUCAGUUUUAUUGAACGCUGUUUUGUCGUGUAGUCCGGACUAUGACGCGCUCUUUGACGCGCUGAUCUGGCCGCCUGACACUUGUCCGGAGCCGCAAAGGGUUGAGGCGCUCACAGCCCUCAUCGAGGGGAUCGAACCGCUUCUGACGGACUCUUCCGCACCGGACGUGUCUCCGAUCGCAGCUGAGACAAAGCAGCGCAUUAUAGAGCGGAUCGAAUCAGUCAUCUGGACCCGGUGUGUGCCGCUGCUGUCAGCGGAGGCGGGUCAGCUACAGAGGCGGUGCACCGCUGCCGUGUGCGCGCUGUUGAGCGCGUGUGUCCCGCUGUGCGCUGAGGAUGCAGCGGGCCGGCUGGUUCUGGCUGUCCUCUCUUCACUGCAGGUCUCACACGACGAUCUGCCCGCUAGUUCCGGACCAGUCAGUGCAGAGGUGGCUAGUGACGUCAUAGCCGCGCUGUUACCUUCGCAGUCGUCCAACGAGCAGCUGGUUUUACGCGCGCUGUCUGCUGCUCUGUCAUGCAUCAAAACACUCCCCGACGCUUUGGUGUCCAGGGUUACAGCAAGGCUGCUUUUGACUUUCCUGAACUGCUGCAGCGGCUCGAGUUUAGGCGUCAUCCAGAAACUGAUUCUGGAUGAUCUGUGCCACUGGCACGCCUGUCAUCGGUCACCUGUGGUCACGGAGCGCGCGCUGCUGUGUCUGACCGUCCUGUCGGACCACCUGUUCACACCUCGGGGGAACCUGCCCGACCCACGGCAGCACCUCCAGUUCUGGAGGAUGGUUCAAGAUGGACUGAUGCACAGAGACAGCGUGUCACGCAAGAGGGCGCUGUUCCUGCUCAAAAGGUGUGUGGCCCUGUCAGAAGAGGAGGGGAUUAAUUUUCCCCUGCAUCCAUCUGAAGAAGAUGAAAUCUUGUUUAAAUGGGCCAUCGAUAAGAUCCAGUUGCUUAGAGAUUUCUGGCAGGAUUAUGUGCUUGUGAUGGAGACCUUGGAGGAAAGUCAGGUUCAUGUUGUCCGACCAGUUCUGAACAGAAUAGACACUCUGAUCCAAGCAACGCAAAAUGACUGUCAAGCAUCAGGUUGGUGUCUCUUCCACCCCUCCUGGCUGCUGAGUGUGUAUCAACGCAUGUUUCACAGUGAGAAUAAAUCUCUGAUGAGAGAGGGAGUGUGUCAUCUCCUGCAGCUUCAGGUUCUCCAGCAGCCAGACUUUGCCUUGGCCUUCUCUCAGUUUAUUGUCAACCCUUUUAUGGAUGUUCUGUGUGAAACUUCGCUCUUCCACAGAGGUGUUGGGCAGAGCGUUGGAGACUGUCCUGAGCUGGGUGCAAAGCUCCACGUCUUCAUGGCGACUUUCUUUGACAGCCUACCAUCAGAGCAUCACGGUUGUGUCCUGCUCCAGCUGAUCCAGCAUUUGGGCUCGAAGCACUGGUGUGCGGUGCCUCUCCUCUUCCUGUCCCAGGCCCUGUCCAAACUGUCCCUGAGUCCACUGCUGGGAGUGGAGGGGCUCGCUGCUCUGAGGGAGGUGCUGCGCUGCAGCAUGAUUACUCACCAAGUCCUGCUCAGAGCUGCAGCCCAGUGCUUCCUGCUGAACAGCGCCCUCUCCCUGACAGACGUGAGCACAGUGACGCUGGAUGAUGUGUUUAGCUUCCUGAUGUAUUUCCGCACAGAUGAAUCGCUGUGCAGAGGAACUCUGCUUUGGAAUCAGUUGCGUACCUGGCUGUUGGAAAAUGAGAGUCAUUUCAAGCCCUUGAUUGGAGAGGGACGGCGAGGACAGCGAUUUGGAGAAGGCUGUGCUGGUACAAACACACGCAAGGAUGGUGUAAGAGCCUACGUUGAAGAAGAAAUCUACACCUAUCUCAAAGUCCCAGCUAGCACGGGUCAGACUGAGAGGUUACCUGAUGGCAGAGAGGCUGAUAAGUUGGCCAGAGCCAUUCUGCUGUGUGUAGACAUGGAGACGAGUCGACCUGGAGGAGAUGUCACGCACACUCUCGAGUCAUUGCUGUUUCCACUGCUGGACACCCUGAGCAGACUCAGCAUGAACAUCUACCUGCCUCUCAGGAAGAGCGACAAGAGCCUGCAGCUCAUGCUCCAACUGCUCGAACUUUUAAGAACCCCAGAGUGUCGGGACGUAGGAGAAGAAGCAGAAAACGUGAAGGUUGCCAUGGAGAAAAUAAUCCAUAAAAUUGUAGAUCCAGUGCAAGAUUUCGUCUUGAGACGGCUCUGCGGGGAAAUGCAGGAGCUGUUUGAUGUGGAGCGGGCCAAGCUGUAUCUGUGUGUCCUGAGGCAGCUCUCGCUCGUGCAGGAUUGUACUCCUCAGUGCCGCCAGAAACACCAGGAUGCAUAUUUCUCGAAACUCAUCAAGUGCAGCCUGAGGAUUCUGCAGGAAUCAAACCAGCAGAUCCCCUCCAUUGCAGUCCAGGUGGCAAAAGCAGUUGGCAUGGCAUCCUUAGCCACUGUGUGCAGUCUUGUAGAGCAGCGGGGGUUCGAUGUGCCAUCGGAGUCGGUUUCUGGUUUAAAAUUGCUGAAUGACUACUUCUACAGUCCUGCUUCAUCAUUUUCUUCACAAAGUCCCUCCUCUGUGGGACACUUUAAUCAAACCCUGGUGAAACCAGAUCCUGACACUUUAAGUGAUGUAGAAGCUGAGGGUCCUCUGCUGCAGGACUGGGGACGAAUAGCUGCCCAUUUUAUGCGGGAUCAGUGGAUUUGCCUGAGCUUCCUGAUAAGGGAUAUUGGUGUUUCAGAGUCAGUGGAGGAUUCUGAAACCUUGAAGACUCUGGCGGCUGCUCUGAGCUGCUGCGUGGAGGCCUUGGCUCUACUGCCCAGUGACCUGGUGCUACCUGUGUUCACCUUCAUGGAGAGGGUACUGCCACAGUUGGUACGUCACGAUGAGUCCCUUUGUGUGGCGGCUGUGAGUCUGAGCUGGGAGCUGGUGCAGGGCCUGAGCACGAAUGCCCAUGACUUCUGGCCGGUCUUGAAAGGCUUUGUCUCCGUGGCCUUCCACCGUGACCUGCUGGAGUUGACGGAGAAGGCAGCUCCGAAGCUCACAUUCACGGUGAAACAGGUUGCCAGUGAACUGAUGGAACUGUCUCAGUCAAAAAGCGGCGUGUUGAGUGUGCUGCUUCAGCACUGCUGUCAGACGUGGCUGCCCACAGAUGGAAGUGCCGAUCCCCGUGCCGAUACCACAUUUUGUAGUGUUCUUAACCACAUAAACAUACUGGCAGAGGCUUGUGUUUAUGGGCCUGUGAUGAGGAGAGAUCAGCGGCUCAUCCAGGAUGUCCAAACCUACGUGGAAAAACUUGGUGAUGAGUGCACAGCUAACGCUGUAGUUACAUGGGAUAACCGGGAUGAUCAGUCGGCCCGCACAUAUGUGCUGGCAUUCCUCAGUCAACUGGAUUCCUCAAAGGUUCUGCAUGUAAGACUGAUGGAGACACUAGUUAUAGAUUUGUUGAAAAAGGAUAACGACAUAACAAAAUCCAAAUUGCGUUACUAUAGCAACUCCCUGCAACACCGUGUGAAAAACAGAAUAUGGCAAACGCUGCUGCUGCUGCUGCCCAAAUUGAAAGAGGAGUUUGUCGGCUCUUUGCUGCCCCAAGUGUUUGAAUCGGGACUCUGCAGUAACCAGCCGUCAGUCAAGUAUCUGAUUGAGUGGAUGAUGAUUUUGAUCCUUGAGCGUCAUCCCCAGCACAUAGACAGCUUCUGGGCCUGCUUCAGCAUGGAUCAAGAAAAGACAAAGACAAGCAUCUGCACCUUUCUGUCAGUCCUGGUCCAUUUAAAUAUCAUCAUUCCUAAACUUGUGGAUAAGUCGUUGCACCUGCGUAAAGCGCUGGAUGUCAUCCUUCAGUGGUGUUUCAACCAUAACUUCAGCGUGCGCCUCUAUGCGUUGUUGGCCCUGAAGAGGGUGUGGAGCCUGGCAGAAAUCAAGACUAUGUCCGAGGAGGGGUCUGACGGUUUGGGAGGCGUGUCGACUGUGAUCGAGGCCUGUCUGAAACAGGCCGAGGUCAUGCAGAGUUCAGGAAAUGCCAACAAGAACUGGACCAGGAUUCAGGAGCAUUUCUUCUUUGGUGCUUUCCAUCCUGUCAGGGAUUAUAGCGUUGAGACUAUAUUCUACACGUUCCCCAGCCUGUCAGAGGUGGCUGACGAUGAGUGGAUUCCACCUUGGAAGUUUGAGAAACUGUCACAUUUCUCUGACGAUGCAUCGCUCCCUUUGAGAAACGCUGCUCCCGACCUGAGCCAGCUCCAGCCCAGAGACUGGAUCCAGCAAGACAAGAGCGAGCAAGACAAGGAAGAGCGCUGGGCUGAGGUGCAGAAGAAGAUUACCCCCUGGAGGCUGAAGAUCCAGGAGCAAGAGCCUGAGCUUCAGCUGGUUCCACAGCAGAGAGCAGCCCGAGUGGGCAAACUGCACGGAGCCCUGUUGGUGGUCGCCUCACUUAUCGACAAACCAACCAAUUUAGGAGGUCUCUGCCGGACCUGCGAGAUCUUUGGUGCCAGAGCUUUGGUUCUCGAUAGCUUCCGUCACGUUGGAGACAAACACUUUCAGUCCUUGAGUGUCUCGUCUGAGCUGUGGCUUCCACUGCUAGAGGUGAAGCCCGUUGAGCUCGGAGACUUUCUGCAGAUGAAAAAGGCCGAAGGCUACUGCGUCAUCGGGGUGGAGCAGACGGCCAACAGUCAGAGCCUACAGGACUACCAGUUUCCUGAGAAGACGCUUCUGCUUCUGGGUAAUGAACGUGAGGGGAUCCCUGCCAACUUCCUGCAGUUGUUGGACGUGUGCGUGGAGAUCCCGCAACAAGGAGUCAUCCGCUCACUCAACGUGCACGUGAGCGCCGCCCUGCUGAUUUGGGAAUAUACACGGCAACAUCUGGCCAAAAGCAGUUCAGAGCCUAAGUGAAGAAGAAGCUGCAGCCUUUAGGACUUGAAUUCUGACCUCCAGUUGUUGACCUCUGAGCAUUUGAGCGCUGCUUUUUUUAUGGGCAGCUGUCAGGACGUGAAGCGAUUUCGUCUGGAGGUCAGAUCGGACUGCUCGCCGUAGAGCUGGUGUUGUGCCUUAAUGAGAGCGGGAGAACGCGCUGAUUAUUCUAUCUAAAUAUUCCUCUGGGUGCAGCGUCGUGUUAAUGGAGGUCUGUGUUUGCAGAGCAGCAGUUCGGCUUGUGUAUGUGAGCAAUCAUCGUUUGACUCGAGUCACCCUGCAAACUAAAUGCGUCAGAUUUAAUUGUCUGUGUGGGGACACAAUACCCCCGUUCUCAGUGUUUUAAUGCAGUUUGUAAUUAUUGUUUUCAGUUAUUUUCAUAUGAUUAAAUAAACGUUUUUUUAUGUAGA
This is a messenger RNA of Thalassophryne amazonica, 5405 nucleotides long. RefSeq names its product TAR (HIV-1) RNA binding protein 1 (gene tarbp1). The coding region runs from base 97 to 4977 and encodes 1626 amino acids. Gene Ontology annotation, molecular function: RNA binding; tRNA (guanine) methyltransferase activity. The transcript has 29 exons. The record is from RefSeq and is a predicted model, not a curated record. NCBI's taxonomy places the organism in Eukaryota, Metazoa, Chordata, Actinopteri, Batrachoidiformes, Batrachoididae. Gene Ontology annotation, biological process: tRNA methylation.